Molecule: messenger RNA, 4391 nt
Organism: Sceloporus undulatus (fence lizard)
Lineage: Eukaryota; Metazoa; Chordata; Lepidosauria; Squamata; Phrynosomatidae
Gene: CDC6
Product: cell division cycle 6
Exons: 11
Coding region: 589-2343 (584 amino acids)
Biological process (GO): DNA replication initiation; cell division; mitotic DNA replication checkpoint signaling
Cellular component (GO): nucleus
Molecular function (GO): ATP hydrolysis activity; DNA replication origin binding
Source: RefSeq, a predicted model, not a curated record
GAUAAUUAUGUCAAUUUUAUUUCACAAGUCAGAGGAAGACUACGAAAAUGUGUUCAAGGCUGAUGCUACACUUUGUGGUCAGAGACUCUGGGCCUGUCAGUGUAAUUAGAUUGAUACCACUUAAUUGUUUUUCCCUUGGCCAUACUGUUUCAGAUUGUGGAUGGGGAAACUGUGUAUUUGAAGACUACCCCAUCUAAAAAGCUCAUACUAUAAAGAAAAACAGCUAGUCUUUUUACUUAAUAUUAAAACACAUUAGUCCUGUCUCAUCAUCCUAAAGAGUGAUACAGGGUAAGCAUUUAUACUUCUGAAUGCAUUUGGCCCUUUCUGAACAAAGCCUGAAGAAAGAUGUUUAAGAUAUCUGUUUUGUAGUAACUGAUACAAUUUCUUUAUCUGCUCUGUUGAGAAUUUUUCUAGCCUUCAGGUACAAGAAGUUACAUCUCCAACUGGGAUCUCAUCUUCUUGAUUCUGCAUAUUUAGAUCCUUGGUCUAAAGAACAUUGUGACAAAAUGAAGAUGUCAACAAGUCUUUAGAUGCGGAAGUUACACAUGCUUCCAAGAGAGACUGCAUGUUUCAGUUUUAGUGUCCACUAUGCCUAAUACCAGAUCUAAGUCUCAACCCCAGAAGCAGAAUACAAUCGACUUUCCUAAGCGGAAAUCAACCAGGACCCUUUGCCAGCCUCUAGAGAGUGAGAGGGGUUCGAAAUUGGAUCCAGCCCUAGCAUCUGCCUCACCGCUCUCUUCUAAGGGGCAGGUCUUACCUCUCAGCCCUCGCAAACGCCUCGGAGAUGAAAAUCUGUGCAAUGUAACCAUGUUACUGCCUUGCUCACCAACUAAGCAGAAUAAAAAAGAGAACAGCUUUCCAUCCACUUCUCCAAAGAGACGAACUUUACUGUUCAGUGAGCAUUCACCCCCUAAAUCUCCAACCAAGGCAACCAGCGUGGUUCCCUCUCCCCUCCGCAGGGCCCAAGAAACUCCCAAUACUUUACAGUGUCACAGUGCUAAGAAAGAGCUGGUGUGUACUCGUCUCUUUAAGCAAGAAGGCACCUGUUAUCAACAUGCAAAGAGUCUCUUGCAUACAGCUGUUCCAAACCAGUUGCCUACAAGAGAGAAAGAGACAGGUGUCCUCCAUUCCUUCCUCCGGGAACAUGUGUGUAAGGAGAAGCCUGGAAGUCUUUAUAUCUCUGGUGCUCCAGGCACUGGGAAGACUGCCUGCCUCAACAGGACCCUGCUGGACUUGAAGACUGAGCUCUCUGGAACUCAGACCAUUGUCUUAAAUUGCAUGGCCUUGCGGAGCUCCCAUGCUGUUUUCCCAGCCAUUGCUGAACAACUGGGCCAGGCUGGAGCAGACAGAACAGCCAGGGGGGAUGUCAUCAGAAAGCUGGAGAAACGGCUGACAUCAAAAAAUGCACCUAUGGUUUUGGUUGUUUUAGAUGAGCUGGAUCAGCUGGACAGCAAGGGACAAGAUGUGCUCUACACAGUAUUUGAAUGGCCUUCUCUACCCAACUCUCGGCUUGUUCUCAUUGGUAUAGCCAAUGCCCUGGAUCUCACUGAUCGCAUUCUGCCCCGCCUACAAGCCCACCCCAACUGUAGGCCACAGCUGCUAAAUUUCCCCCCAUACAGCAAAGACCAGCUUACCGUCAUCAUUCAGGAGCGCAUGAAGCAGGUGUCAGGGGAGCAAGUGUUGGACAAUGCUGCCAUCCAAUUCUGUGCUCGGAAAGUCUCUUCCAUCUCCGGGGAUGCCCGCAAAGCUCUGGACAUCUGCAGGAGGGCUAUUGAGGUUGUGGAAUCUGAUGUGAAGAGCCAAACUGUGCUGAAAAUGCUGCCUGCCUGCAAAUCCCAUUCUAAAUCAGCCAUAGAGUCAUCAGUGCCCAAACAGGUGGGAUUGCUCCACGUAUCCCGUGUGAUCUCUGAGGUUUAUGGUGACCGGAUGACAGCUGGUAAUGGCUAUGGUGAUGCUGAUUCCUUCCCCUUGCAACAGAAAAUCUUGGUGUGUUCCCUGUUACUGUUGACCAAGCAGCAGAAAGCCAAAGAAGUGACCCUUGGAAAGCUACAUGAAGCCUACAGCAAAAUUUGUCGGAAGCAGCAAGUGGGAGCUGUUGACCAAUCAGAGUGCCUUUCACUCUCAGCCCUCUUGGAAGCGAGGGGUAUUGUGGGGCUGAAGAAGGCUAAAGAAACACGGCUGACUAAGGUACUACUGCAGGCCUCUCUUUGUUAUGGAUGGGACUGCGUGGGAACACAGAGACCCCUCUAUUGCUGUGCCCUGCCUAAAGGCAAACAAUUUUUGCUGCCCACUAAUACUUGGAGAAAUCUGUUCAACCAUAAGACAAGAAGUUGGACUGGAUGACCCUUGUGUUCUCUUCCAACUCUACGAUUUGAAAAAGAGAACCAAUAACUGCAUUGUAGUCACAGGCUUCCAGAGUCCCAUGUAUUCUGAUCUUGAGAGAGGUACAUAUUGUGGAGAGAUGACUAAAUUUUGACUAAAUUGGUCAAAUAUAUUAUUUUUGGCUGUAGAAUGUAUGACCUUUGGAAACAAGGGGAAUGAAUUAGAAUAAAAGAAGGGGCAAAGUUUGGGGGUCUAGAGGCCAGUUAUUCCUUCUCAAGACCCGCUGCAUGCUGCACUGUGCCCUCCGCUCCACAAAAUGAGAAGUGGUCAGAAGUCUGCUUCUCUUUUUUGUCUUCUCGUUAUUUAAGAAAAGCGUGGGGGAGAUGAUUGGACUUUAUUUUAAAGGGGAAUCAUUGUCACUAGAGAAAAGGUUGGGAAAAGGUUGUGUGCGUGUGCAUGCGUGAGUGUGUGCUAAGUGAAGGGAAUGCAAAUACUGGGGACAUCUUGGGUAGUCUUCCCUUGGCUCCUCCCCUCCUUACAUGCUGACUGUGUAGAAACUGCAGGAAUUUUGUGAUAAAUUCUGAAAUUCUGCAGCAGUCAAUACAGUAUUUUCAAAGGUAGUACAAGAUCACUUUGUACACUAAUAUUUUAACUGUCACUGUAAUGGGUUUAACUUUGGGAAUUGUCUGGAAGUGGGACUGUCUAGAUGGCAUCAUAGUAGAACGUUACUGUAUGUUCCCAAACCUAGAAACUGCCAACAUCCUCCAAUUAAAAAUAGCAUUGUCAUUUUCGGACAUGGUGAAUGUUCACCAGUUUCCUUUGUAACAAAUCCUUUUCUUUCUAGGUCUUCUUGAAGAUCCAAGAGAAGGACAUAGAACAUGCUCUCAAGGAUGGAAUCUUGAUUGGAAGCAUCUUGGCUGCAGGCCUUUAGAAUUGUUCCUCAACUCACUCUUGUGCCACAUGGUCCUAAUAGGGCAUAAUUUUGUCCCAGGUUCCAUUAUGCGUAGUAAAAGUCUCUUCUGAGCCAUAGCACUGGUGGGAUAAUUCUGAUUACUGAGAUUUUUUAAAAAAAUACUACCCUACUACAAACCUGUGCUGUCAUGAUUGUUGAUGGUUUGUUCCUAAACUAUGUACAAUUUUCCAAUGACAGAUAACAGUCUUUGGGUGGAAACAAAUCUGAUGCUUAGCAGGUGGACUUUCAUUAUUUGUCAGCAUAGUACCCCUGCAGUAUCCCAUUGACUCCUUUUUUAAUUCCAGAAGUAUCCUCCCUUUCAGCUUCCCCAAAGUUUUCAUCCUUUUUUCCUCUGUUGCCCUACCCAUCUGUAUACAUACUAGAACAGCUUGUGUCACUCCUGGGAUGUCUUUGCUUGUCUGUCUUAAAUACUAGAGAUGAAAGAGGAUGAAGGCUGUCGGCAAGAGAGCCCUUUUGCAGAAACAAAACCAUUAACGUCACAGGAGGAAAUAAGAAGGCCGCAGCUUCUCUUGUGAGCUCCUUUGAAGUCAGACUGUUUCCGUGAAACACAUGUCACUCAUGCUGGAGCUUAGCGUCUCAGGAGCUGCAGUGGGGCUUAGCGGGACACACACACACACACACACCCAAGGGCUCUGAGCAUCUUAGCAUUUAUGAACUGUGGAUACGGUCUUUGCACUGGAACUGGUUUAUCCCAGGGCAUGGAGCUGAUCUGUUUCAUUUCCAAGCCACUUCUUGCAAAGAGCUGAUUGGUUUUCCACCUUUGUGUGAAUCUAAAAUCCUUACUAAGCAUACAAGGAUGACCUCUGAGUUGGAAUCUACUUGUGUGUAUCCAUACAUGUAUGUGUAUGUUACAGGGCUUUAAACAAACAGACAAAUAACCUUCAAAAGGUCCAUUUCAUAUUUGAAAUGCUAACUAUUCUCUUAAUUUGCUCCUCUGUUUGGACUGGCUUUCAGGAGAUAUUUGAAAUGUCUCUCCACCAUCACAAAGAUGAAUGUAUAUUUCUGAUGUAUUGAAAUCUGUACAGCUGGAUGUUUUUAAACUUGGAGGACUAACAUAAGUGAAUUGUUGUUUUUUCUAACUUAUAAUAUUAAAAUA